GCGGGCUCCGGCCCCGCGGCUGCGCUCCCGGCGCCCUCGCCGCUGCGGGCAGUGCCCGUGUGUGUGGGUGCACGGUUUGUAUUUGUUCCCGGAGAGCACAACCCCGGAGGACCUCCCGAGCCCGCCCGCGUCCCCCGGCUGACCUCGAGGCCCGCCCCCUUCUCUCGGCAGCCUGCGGCGUAGGCCGGAGCCGCCAUGGCGCCGCCCCCAGGCCCGGCUGCCCUCCCGCGCUCGCUGCUGCUCCUGCCAGCCCUUCUGAGCUCAGGUUGGGGGGAAUUGGCACCGCAAAUUGAUGGUCAGACCUGGGCCGAGCGGGCUCUCCGGGAGAAUGAGCAGCACGCCUUCACCUGCCGCGUGGCAGGGGGUUCUGGAACCCCGCGAUUGGCCUGGUACCUGGACGGACAGCUGCAGGAGGCCGGCACCUCCAGACUGCUGAGCGUUGGCGGGGAGGCCUUCUCGGGAGGCACCAGCACCUUCACUGUUACUGCCCAGAGGGCCCAGCAUGAGCUUAACUGCUCCUUGCAGGACCCCGGCAGUGGCCGGUCAGCCAACGCUUCUGUCAUCCUCAAUGUGCAAUUUAAACCAGAGAUUGCCCAGGUCGGGGCCAAAUACCAGGAUAGUCAGGGCCCAGGCCUCCUGGUUGUCCUUUUUGCCCUGGUGCGUGCCAACCCACCUGCCAAUGUGACCUGGAUCGACCAGGAUGGGCCAGUGACCGUCAACACUUCCGACUUCCUGGUGCUGGAUGCCCAGAACUACCCUUGGCUCACCAACCACACCGUGCAGCUGCAGCUCCGCAGCCUGGCACACAACCUCUCCGUGGUGGCCACCAACGACGUGGGUGUCACCAGCGCCUCGCUUCCCGCCCCGGGGCUUCUGGCCACCCGAGUGGAAGUGCCACUGCUGGGCAUCAUCAUGGCCGGAGGGCUUGCCCUGGGCGCCCUGGUGGGGUUCAGCACACUGGUGGCCUGCCUGGUCUGCAGGAAAGAGAAGAAGACCAAAGGCCCUUCCCGGCGCCCGUCUCUGAUCUCUAGUGACUCCAACAACCUGAAACUCAACAACGUGCGCCUGCCCCGGGAGAACAUGUCCCUCCCGUCCAACCUCCAGCUCAACGACCUCACUCCGGAUUCCAGAGCAGGGAAACCAGCCGACCGGCAGAUGGCUCAGAAUAACAGCCGGCCAGAGCUGCUGGACCCGGAGCCCGGUGGCCUCCUCACCAGCCGAGGUUUCAUCCGGCUCCCGAUGCUGGGCUAUAUCUAUCGAGUGUCCAGUGUGAGCAGUGAUGAGAUCUGGCUCUGAGCAGGGUGAGAUGGGGGGGUGCCCUCUUGGCUCCUGCCCCCCCCCUUCUCUAAGGCAACCCCUGCCUGGCCCUGUUGCCAUUGUGAAGAGGUCAUGCCACUCCUACUUUAGCUUGUCCUGGCUGGGGCGCCCUCUGUGUCAUCCAAGUGGGACCUGACCCUCAGGGGCACAGGUGUCUUGGCAGAGCCACCAGCUGGACCUCAGCCUGUUGUUCUGACUCGGGUUGGGGGCCUUCACUGCUUGUGCCCCUGCGGAUGGAGCUCUCUGUCCGCGUGUUUGCAGGUCCUCCAGCGUCUGGGUGUGGUGUGGCCCUGCUGGCCUGGGGCUGCUCUGUGCCACACACUGGUACUCUUAGCACUCUGCACAGCAGGCAUGGGGCAUGCCCAGAUGGGGGACG
Messenger RNA from Canis lupus familiaris (dog), 1693 nucleotides. RefSeq names its product transmembrane protein 25 (gene TMEM25). The transcript is spliced from 8 exons. The coding region runs from base 196 to 1296 and encodes 366 amino acids. Gene Ontology annotation, biological process: negative regulation of excitatory postsynaptic potential. NCBI's taxonomy places the organism in Eukaryota, Metazoa, Chordata, Mammalia, Carnivora, Canidae. The record is from RefSeq and is a predicted model, not a curated record.